Oryza sativa Japonica Group (Japanese rice) is the source of this 905-nucleotide messenger RNA. Its product is annotated as protein PEROXIN-4. The record is from RefSeq and is a predicted model, not a curated record. Lineage: Eukaryota; Viridiplantae; Streptophyta; Magnoliopsida; Poales; Poaceae.
CGUCACGUCGUCUUCCUCCUCAUAACUUCUUCCCCACGGGCCAACGGCUGCGCGUCUUCCCGUUCGUCCUCCUGUCCGGUCCGAGUCCCUCUGACGACGCGACUUUCCCCACGCCGGGAUCGAGCUCCGGGGAGGGGAGCUGCGAGCUGAAACACUUUGUCAUAUCAGUCAACAGUAGAGAGGAGACCAGAUGCAGGCAUCUAGAGCUAGGCUCUUUAAGGAGUAUAAGGAGGUGCAGCGAGAAAAGUCAGCUGAUCCAGAUAUCCAGUUAAUCUGCGAUGAUUCAAACAUAUUCAAGUGGACUGCUCUUAUCAAGGGCCCUUCGGAGACACCUUUUGAAGGUGGUGUAUUUCAACUUGCAUUCUCUAUUCCUGAGCAAUACCCUCUCCUUCCUCCGCAAGUUCGCUUCUUGACCAAAAUUUUCCACCCGAAUGUGCAUUUCAAGACAGGUGAGAUUUGCCUGGAUAUCUUGAAGAAUGCGUGGAGCCCAGCAUGGACACUACAAUCCGUUUGUAGAGCCAUAAUUGCAUUGAUGGCCCAUCCUGAACCAGACAGUCCACUUAACUGUGACUCAGGCAACCUCCUGCGCUCAGGCGACAUCAGAGGCUAUCAAUCCAUGGCAAGAAUGUAUACUAGGUUGGCUGCCAUGCCAAAGAAAGGUUAACUCCAGGGUGCAAAAGGAAAUAUGCGCCAAGCGAAGGCAUGGCUGAUUCAUGUGAUUUGCUCUGUUAAGUGUAACUCUUACUGUCACCAUGUGAACAUCUGGUACUUAUUUUCUUACCUCACUCUUAUGGAUGUAUGCCCUGGAGUGAAGAGAAGAAAAACAUGCAUUGUAAUGCUUGGUCUAUAUGAUGUCAUAAAUAUAACUGGGUUCGGUACUUCUAAUGCACUGUCCAUUGUUCAAU